Molecule: messenger RNA, 1037 nt
Organism: Coregonus sp. 'balchen'
Lineage: Eukaryota; Metazoa; Chordata; Actinopteri; Salmoniformes; Salmonidae
Source: the annotation of a GenBank genome assembly
GAUGUGUUCCUGGAUGUGGCUCUGACGAUGGGAGUGCCCAGGGGGAACAUACUGCUGGAGACAGAGGCCAUCAACACUGGAGACAACAUCUGCUUCUCCUACAGGCUUCUCAAGGAGAGAAACAUCCCAGGUGAGACUCUCCUCAUUAGACACACUGAUGGAGAAAACCACAUGGAGAACCUUUCACAAGAAAUGUCUGUUAUUGUUGUAGCGUUAUUCUACAGCUAGGGGGCAGGAGAGCACAACUGAAUCACUGGAACACAUUUUGGCCAAGCCAUGAUUGUAUUCCUAUCACAGGAGGCUGCUGAGGGGAGGACGGCUCAUAAUAAUGGCCGGAACGGAGCAAAUGGAAUGGCAUCAAACACAUAGAAACCAUUCCGCUCCAGCCAUUACCAAGAGCCCGUCCUCCCCAAUUAAGGUGCCAUCAACCUCCUGUGAUUCCUAUAUACAGUAUGCCUAUGUGUAUUUUUGGCAUGUACCCUUUAGUGGUUGUGGUUGUCAUGUCUACCUCAGCCAACAGGGUGAUCCUGGUCCAGCAGCCCUUUAUGGAGCGCAGGGUCUUUGCCACAUUCCUGCGGCAGUGGCCUGCCAUCGUUACCUCCCGCCAGAUGGGUGUCUCUGUCUACCACCACCCCAAUGUGGGCACUGCCAUGGAUCUCAUCACAUACAUGGUAGGCGGGUACUUUGUCCAUAAUCCCAGGACUUCUGUGUUGUCUUUAAGCCUUUAGACCAUGUAAGAUAAAUAUUUCUAUGGUAAGCCCACCUGUCAUCUUUCUAGUGCAGGAAUGUAUGAAGGCAUUCAAAAUCAAAUAUUCUAAAAGUCAAUAUUAUCCAAUUGCCAACCAUUUCACUUACAGCAGUGUAGAAACAACAGACACAGUAUGAUGCUAUGAGUAAGGUGUAAACUUUGUGUUCCAGGUGUUCUAGAGAGGAUCUGUGACUACCCACAGAAAGGUUUCCAGGUGGAACAGGAGAUCACACCCAGUGCUCUCUCUGCCUACCACUGGUUCCUGCAGGCUGGCUACAUUCCCAAGUGA